AUGAAGUGGUUGAUCCUGGCUCUGGCCUCCACGGCGAUCGCUGCUGAGUCUCAGUGCCGCUGCUUGCCUGGAGAUGACUGCUGGCCUUCUUCAUCGGACUGGUCGUCCUUGAAUCAAACCGUCGGAGGCCGUCUGGUCGCGACCGUCCCAAUUGGAAGCCCUUGCCAUGCGCCCACCUACGAUGCGGCCGCAUGUGCUGCCUUGCAGGCCAACUGGACUCUCCCGCAAACUCACCUGGACUCAUCUUCUUCGGUGAUGCAAACAUAUUUCGCCAAUCAGAGCUGUGACGCGUUCACUGCAAAGAACCGUCCGUGUUUGCUGGGAAAUUACGUCAAUUAUGCGGUCAACGUGUCCACAAGCGAGGAUGUUGUGUCGGCAAUCAAGUUCGCCCAGAACAACAACAUACGCUUCGUGGUCCGUAAUACCGGGCAUGAUUACCUUGGCCGUUCCACCGGCGCCGGUGCUUUGUCUGUUUGGACGCACCACCUGAACAACAUUGAACUUCAAGACUGGUCCGAUUCGACUUAUCAGGGUCCCGCUUUCAAAGUCGGAGCCGGAGUACUCGGAUAUCAGAUCCUCGAGGCUGCCACCGCGAAAGGUUUAGUUGUCGUCACCGGUGAAUGUCCCACCGUAGGAUUGGCGGGUGGCUAUACGCAGGGAGGUGGUCACUCUGCUCUUAGCACUGCCUUUGGUCUGGGCGCUGAUCAGACCCUGGAAUUUGAAGUCAUCACCGCCGCUGGAAAGCGUGUCACUGCCUCCCGCUCGCAAAACGCUGAUCUCUUCUGGGCCUUGAGUGGUGGUGGUGGCGGCAAUUACGGUGUGGUGAUGUCCAUGACCGUCAAGGCUCAUCAGGAUGCUACUAUCGGCGGUGGUGCCCUGGAGUUUACUGCAGCUGGCGUCACACCCGAGGUCUUCUUGGAGGGAGUCUCCCUUUUCCACCAUCUCCUUCCCCAGAUGAUUGACAGUGGCGCCUCGGUGAUCUACGAAAUGACUUCCAGCUUCUUUGCCAUUAGCCCCCUGACUGCCUAUAACCAGACCUCCGACGAUGUCAAGGCUAUUCUUCGGCCAUUCGUCUCGGGUCUUGCCCAGCUGAACAUCACUGCCCAGGUGGCCUACACCCAGUACGACUCAUACUAUGACCACUACAACAAGUACAUGGGUCCUUUGCCGUAUGGCAAUCUGGCUGUGUCAUCCUACCAGUACGGUGGUCGUUUGAUUCCCCGGAGUGUGCUGGAGAACAACUCCACCGGUCUGGCAACAGUGCUCGGCAAUUUGACUGCCCACGGUGUGAUUGCCGUGGGCGUUGGUAUGGAUGUCUCCCACCCCGGAAAUGUCUCCAACGCCGUCUUCCCCGCAUUGCGGAAUGCCGCUGUUACGAUGCAAAUCGGCACUGCAUGGAAUGAAACCGCGCCAUGGUCGAAAAUGGUAGCUGACCAAUUGAAGAUCACCAACGAGUACGUCCCACAGUUGGAAGCCGUCACCCCCGGUAGUGGUUGCUACCAGAAUGAGGGAAACUUCCGCCAGCUUGAUUGGAAGGAGACCUUCUUUGGCAAAAACUACAGCCCCCUUCUUUCGAUCAAGCGCAAGUGGGAUCCUACCUCUUUCUUCUAUGCGCUCAAGGCCGUGGGAAGUGACUCGUGGGAUGUCUCAAAUUCUGGUCGGAUGUGUCGUGUUUAA
Messenger RNA from Penicillium longicatenatum, 1677 nucleotides. RefSeq names its product putative isoamyl alcohol oxidase. The record is from RefSeq and is a predicted model, not a curated record. Bases 1 to 1677 code for a protein of 558 amino acids. The transcript has 3 exons. Gene Ontology annotation, molecular function: FAD binding; oxidoreductase activity. Lineage: Eukaryota; Fungi; Ascomycota; Eurotiomycetes; Eurotiales; Aspergillaceae.